Messenger RNA from Phalacrocorax carbo (great cormorant), 1761 nucleotides. Lineage: Eukaryota; Metazoa; Chordata; Aves; Suliformes; Phalacrocoracidae. The record is from RefSeq and is a predicted model, not a curated record.
GAAGCGCGCCCCCCGCGCAUGCGCGCCAUGCUGCGCCUGCCGCCCGGUCUGCGCCGCCGCCUGCGGGAGAGGCCCCCCCCGGCCUCGCCGCCCCCCUCGGCCCCGCCGGCCCCCCCGGUCCCGCCCUUCGCCUUUGCCCCCUGCCGCCUCCGGCUGGGCCCGCACCACCCGCUCCUCGAGGAUGGGGACGUUCACCGGCACCUCUACCUGCGGGGCGUCCUCACCGGCCUGGCAGCGGUGGCCGAGAGACCCAAGGUGUCUGAAUUCAGUUGCCACAUCUCUGGGUGCUGCCAGGUUUUUGAUACACUGGAGGGCUACGAGCACCACUACAACACGCUGCACAGGAACGUCUGCUCCUUCUGCAAGCACUCCUUUCCAUCGGGGCAUCUCUUGGAUAUUCACAUCUUGGAGUGGCAUGACUCACUUUUCCAGAUAAUGGCCGAGAAGCAAAACAUGUACAAGUGUUUGGUAGAGAGCUGUGUGGAGAAGUUCAAGAGCAGCAAGGACAGAAAGGAUCACUUGGUCACUGUUCACCUUUAUCCUGCUGACUUUCGGUUUGAUAGACCGAAGAAAGUGAAAAGUAGCCCCAAACAUGUGAGCUCUCCCCCAAAGCAGGGUGCCAGUGUGCCAAUGGACGUGAGCACGGAGAUGUCGGAGCAGUUCCAAGUGGACCCUAUGGAAAUAGGGUCCAGUGAGAACAUGGAGAUCCUUCCACCUACAGCCAGCCCUGGCCCCUUGGGGUCAGGGAAACGACUCUAUAAAUCUAGGAUCCCAUCCACGAUUUGCUUUGGACAAGGUGCCACCCGAGGAUUUAAAGGACCAAGGAAGAAAGUCUGAAGUGUUUUUAAAAGCUCCCAGCGAGGACAGCCCUUGGGACCACACGCAGACAUGGGUGGGUUGAACUCUGCAUUAGUUGUUCGCAGAAAGAGCCUCAGACUGAGGCAGAGCGCUGCAGUGUGGAGGUGAGAGGAAAUCAGAUGCUGGAGCUGAGACUAUGCAGGAUUAUGUUUUUGAUUAUUUUUUUUUUCCCCUUUGGGAGAAAAAAAUAGAGUCAAGAAAUUCCAAGACAAAAUCUGCUGACUGUACAGAAGCUGGAACCACUGACAAAAAUAAAACAGGAAAAUAAGCAUUGGUCCCUAAUUCUGGCCUCUUCCACCUCACUGAAGUCUGCUCCGCUCCCCGGCUCUGAAACCCACUCAAAAGGUUUACCCAGGCCAGGAGAAGUGCAGCUCAUUUCCAUGGGGAGUUAAAAUAAAGUAACUUCCAACUAGGUGAAUAAAUAUAAGAAACUUUUACAAAAUUGCUUCGUAGAGAAUUUAAAUGCUGUUCUGAAGCCCAGGCAGAGACAGAUGUGAAGAUUAAACCUCCCUUUGAUCCAAAUACCCCCAAAUUAGGUUGAGAGGGAGGUUAUUUUUCCUUUUGUCUUUCCCUUCCUUUUUAAUCUCAUCCUGUCAGGAGAAAAGGUGGAUUUGAAACGCAGAGCCAGGCUCAAUGUGCUGCUGUUGAGGUCUUGGGGUCCUGCUGAACUGUGACACUUAAAAAAUUGUCUGUAAAGGGGGGAAAAAAAAAAGGUUGUGGAAAUGGCAUUUAUCCAAGCUUAGGAUCCAUAAUUGUUUUUUUUUUCCUUCCCCGUUUCCUGGAGGACCAAAGGAUAAAAACAGCUUUGAAAAAUCCUUGCAGAUAGGAGCAGAGAAUGAUGCUUACAGAGAUGUAUGAGAUUUCCCUGUGAGUUUUAAAAUGCUUCACUCUGUUUAAAACUCA